UAGAAUCGCUGCACACUAGAUGCAAAACAUCUGUCAGAGUUCAUGAUCGAAAAUUUCAAGCACGAUGGUGCAACAAAUUUCAAUGACCGGUGAAAUUCUCCAAUUUUACCUUUAAAUUAUGCCAUCUUGAUACUUCCCGCAAGCUCGCAAGUAGGAUAGAAAGGCCUUAACGAUAGUAGCAACAAGAAACUACUUGAGAAACAGAAACAGACGGCUUAAUUGCAAUAUCUGAUUUAUUUCUUGUAGCGAUCCAGCAACUAUUGAAAUGUCACUAGUAUUUGCGAAGCAUUUCCUGAGUAGAAGAUCACAACGGAGCAAUGCAAUUGGAGCAUUUACGUUGUGCUAUUGCUUCACGCUGGCUCCUCUUCUACAGCUACCGUAUCUUCCGAAGGCAAGCUGUAGUUUCCUCAGUUUCAAACCAUUGUCGGCCUUGAAUGAGCCUCAAGAUCCUACGGAAGUACCUCAAACAUCAUACAUCCCAUUUAGAAGUUUACCAAAAGAAAAGUUCAAAAGACUGGUGCCGUAUCUACACUACGAUGAUGAUGAUAUAUUGGAACCCCUGCAGAUUCCCCGAAAAUAUCCACCCCCAAUGGGACGUCUGGAGGAAGCGUUUCCCAUGAUAGGAGGAGCAUUUGCGGUGGGAUUUGCCGGUGGAGGCGCCUAUGGUAUUGCGGAAGGUUUCGCUGCAAUUUUUAACAAUCGUGGACGAGUUCGUGUCACACAGAUUUUCAAUCAUUUUCUGAAACGAGGAAGAUCUCUUGGCAAUACGCUGGGAGUAGUUGCGUUGCUAUACUGCUCUACAGGUGUGUUGUUUCAUUUGGCAAGAGGUGGGAAGGAUGAUGCAUGGAACACCAUUGCGGCUGGUGGAGUAACCGGAUUAAUGAUGGAGUCAUCAAAAGGUCUCCCGCGAAGUACAAAAGUAGGUAUCGGAAUAGCUCUCAGUGCUUUGCAUGUUUUGGUUGAGCAUGUGAAAAGAGUUGUAUUUGGAUGAAUGAAAAUACAAAUUGGAAACUA
This is a messenger RNA of Aedes aegypti (yellow fever mosquito), 1014 nucleotides long. Its product is annotated as mitochondrial import inner membrane translocase subunit Tim23-like. Gene Ontology annotation, cellular component: TIM23 mitochondrial import inner membrane translocase complex; mitochondrial inner membrane. The transcript is spliced from 5 exons. Gene Ontology annotation, molecular function: transmembrane protein transporter activity. Lineage: Eukaryota; Metazoa; Arthropoda; Insecta; Diptera; Culicidae. The record is from RefSeq and is a predicted model, not a curated record. The coding region runs from base 266 to 991 and encodes 241 amino acids. Gene Ontology annotation, biological process: protein import into mitochondrial matrix.